CCUUGGCCCUGCGGCCGUUGGGGACUGGGGUGUAGGAGGGGCUGGCACGUCCUCCGUCCUGCUCGGAGAGCCCGUUUCUUCCAGAGGAUUUUCUAGUCCUAAAGGGACCGGGGCGGUCAUCUCGUCAGUCCUUCUCUUCAUUUGCUGGGUGAAGCCCGUGAGUCAGAGAGAAUUUCAGAAUGACUUCCAUCUUGACUUACACUUUUAAAAGUUUUCCCACUACAUCAAAAUGGGCCCUGAGAUUUUCUAUAAGACCUCUGAGCUCUUCUUCCCAUCUACGAGCUGCCCCAGCUGUCCAGACCAAAUCAAAGAAGACCUUAGCCAAACCCAAUAUAAGGAAUAUCGUGGUAGUGGAAGGUGUCCGCACUCCAUUUUUGCUGUCAGGCACAUCAUACAAAGACCUGAUGCCACAUGAUGUAGCUAGAGCAGCACUUUUGGGGCUAUUGCAUCGGACCAGUGUCCCAAAAGACAUUGUUGAUUAUAUCAUUUUUGGCACAGUUAUACAGGAGGUGAAAACAAGCAAUGUGGCUAGAGAGGCUGCCCUUGGAGCUGGCUUUUCUGAUAAGACUCCGGCUCACACUGUCACCAUGGCUUGCAUCUCUGCCAACCAAGCCAUGACCACAGGUUUUGGCUUGAUUGCUGCUGGCCAGUGUGACGUGAUCGUGGCAGGUGGUGUAGAAUUAAUGUCCGAUGUCCCUAUUCGUCAUUCACGGAAAAUGAGGAAAAUGAUGCUUGAUCUCAAUAAGGCCAAGACUCUCGGUCAGCGACUGUCUUUAAUCUCUAAAUUCAGAUUGAAUUUCCUAUCUCCUGAGCUCCCCGCAGUAGCUGAGUUUUCCACCAAUGAGACUAUGGGUCACUCUGCAGACCGACUGGCUGCAGCCUUCUCUGUUUCUCGACUGGAGCAGGAUGAGUACGCACUGCGCUCGCAUAGCCUGGCCAAGAAGGCACAGGAUGAAGGGCUCCUUUCCGAUGUUGUUCCCUUCAAAGUACCAGGAAAAGAUACAGUUACGAAAGAUAAUGGUAUUCGUCCAUCCUCCCUGGAGCAGAUGGCCAAACUAAAACCUGCAUUCAUCAAACCCUAUGGCACAGUGACAGCUGCAAAUUCUUCUUUUCUGACCGAUGGUGCAUCUGCAAUGCUGAUUAUGGCAGAAGAAAAAGCUCUGGCCUUGGGUUAUAAACCAAAGGCAUAUUUGAGGGAUUUUGUGUAUGUGUCCCAGGAUCCAAAAGAUCAACUUUUACUCGGACCAACAUAUGCUACUCCAAAAGUUCUAGAAAAGGCGGGAUUAACAAUGAAUGAUAUUGAUGCUUUUGAAUUUCAUGAAGCUUUCUCAGGUCAGAUUUUGGCUAAUUUUAAAGCCAUGGAUUCUGAUUGGUUUGCACAAAACUGCAUGGGUAGAAAAACCAAGGUUGGAUUGCCUCCGUUGGACAAGUUUAAUAACUGGGGUGGAUCUCUGUCCUUGGGACACCCAUUUGGGGCCACUGGUUGCCGGCUGGUUAUGGCAGCUGCUAACAGAUUGCGGAGGGAUGGAGGCCAGUAUGGGUUAGUGGCUGCCUGUGCAGCUGGAGGACAGGGACAUGCUAUGAUAGUGGAAGCUUAUCCAAAAUAAGAGCAAGACGGAGGUGACCUGGAAUUUGUGUGCAACACUCACAGUAGGCAAUGCCAUUUCAAUGCAUUACUGAAUGACAUCUAUAGUUCCCAGCUCCUCUUAGGAAAACAAACUUUGUGGCCUCUGUAAAAUACUUUGCAAUUAAACCUUGCCAGUAUGUGAGCUUUCCAGUAAUCACGGCUUACUGCUUCUUCAGGGAUUUCUUAGUCACCAGAGUCUCAUCAGUAACACAUUUAAGCAAUUCUUUUUUUUGUCUCUUCCUUAAGGACUAAAUGAAUGGUUACAAUUUAGAAAAAGAGAUUAGCUGAGAUUUGGAAUCAUUUUUGUAAUGUUUGCACAUUUAUACCCAUUCUUAUUUGUGACCUAAAGAUAAAGUGUCUUCUAUAAAAUGCAAACCAAUGUGCCUAAUUAACUUAGUUAUGGAAAGAUAAUUCAAAGUCUAAACGUCACUGAGAAUUUACAGUAAAUGUUUAGAUACAUAAACACCAUAAUGGUUAACCCCAAUAAAGUAGAGA
Molecule: messenger RNA, 2122 nt
Organism: Talpa occidentalis (Iberian mole)
Lineage: Eukaryota; Metazoa; Chordata; Mammalia; Eulipotyphla; Talpidae
Gene: HADHB
Product: hydroxyacyl-CoA dehydrogenase trifunctional multienzyme complex subunit beta
Exons: 16
Coding region: 180-1607 (475 amino acids)
Biological process (GO): fatty acid beta-oxidation
Molecular function (GO): acyltransferase activity, transferring groups other than amino-acyl groups
Source: RefSeq, a predicted model, not a curated record